Molecule: messenger RNA, 2481 nt
Organism: Anopheles aquasalis
Lineage: Eukaryota; Metazoa; Arthropoda; Insecta; Diptera; Culicidae
Product: chorion peroxidase-like
Biological process (GO): response to oxidative stress
Molecular function (GO): peroxidase activity; heme binding
Source: RefSeq, a predicted model, not a curated record
UACCAGGUGGCAAUCCUGGCACCACGUCCCUUGGCAGUCGGUAGUCUGUGUUAAGCUGAAACGGCGGUGGUCUUGUCGCAGGCCACAACCGGUGUAAUUGAAUCAAAAAUGUCCUACCGUACAGCUGUGACAUUCGUUGGAUUACCAUUACUUUUGGCCACUUUACUGCUCCUGUUCGGUGUCAGGGAAAUUGUAACAAUCAACGUCACUCAGCCUGAUGAAUUGUCUAGCGCAGCGGGCGAAGCACCGCAAUGUCCGGAUAAAAGCAUCUGUGUUCCACUGCUGCAGUGUCCAUUUGUCGACCGAAUGGCCAUCGUAGAGUAUCUAUCCCGGCCGUCAGUGCUGAGGGCUCCACCGGAGCGUCGUUGGCAACAAGCACACUGGCGUCGGUGUCAGCUGGAUGAAGACAACUUUGCUGGUAUCUGUUGCAACGCGCUGGUCGACGGUGAAGCCACUCUUCCUACGGUCGAGCUGGAACCACCACCACACACCAUCGAAGAGGAAGUUUUACAGAAAGCGCAGGAGGUAGCGAUGCGAAAGUUAAAUCGUUUGCGGAUGAACGGCGAACAAGAUCUGCGUAACAAAUCGCCGCCUGCAGAACCGUUUCACGGAACUCCCGGUCAUGAUGCGGUUCCGAAGGCGGUGCUGUGGCAAGGAUUGCACGAUGUGCUCACUCUACAAGCCUUGCAAAAGUUGAGCAACGGUACGACGCCACUGGAUAUUCGACGAUCGAAACGGUGUUUGGUGGGACCACCGUGUGAGAAGCCACACUCCCGGUAUCGCUCGUUUGAUGGUCGCUGCAAUAACAUCGAACCUGGACGGAGCCGCUGGGGAUCGGUUGGGUACCCGAUGGAACGGGUACUGGCUCCCCUGUACGAUGAUGGUGUUUGGGCUCCACGGAUGAAAUCCAUCACUGGCCGCUUCCUUCCAUCGGCCCGAGAGCUUUCCAGCACGCUGUUCACGGAUCUAUAUGAACCACACUCGCGGCACAAUGUGCUGUUGAUGCAGUUUGGCCAAUUCCUGGCACACGAUUUCUCCCGCAAUCAGGCACUGCCUGGGACGCGGAAAUGCUGCACGGCGGACGGAUCGGCCAGGUUAAAGAACGCUUCGUUCGGUUGUAUGCCGAUAGCGGUACGGCAAGGGGACGAUUUCUACUCACAGCACGGUGUGCACUGUCUGCACUUUACCCGUACGGCCGUGGCACCGAUGGACGAGUGUGACAGCAAGUACGCCCGGCAGCUGUCCAGUGUGAGCCACUUUAUCGACGGAUCGCCCAUUUACGGAAACUCAAAGCAGGAAGCGCACGAACUAAGAUCACACGAGGGUGGUCGCUUGAAAUCGAUUAAGCAUCGUCGCUACCACAACGAGCUACUACCUCUCGAUCGAAAGGAAGGAUCGUGCGAGAAAUGGGCUGAGCUGUGUUUCAAAACGGGUGACGUUCGAUCGAACCAGCUGAUUACGCUCGUGGCCGUACACACGCUGUUCCUGCGUGAACACAAUCGUAUCGCGCGUCAGUUCGAGCGACUUAAUCCGCACUGGAAUGAUGAGACGAUUUUUAAGGAAACGCGAAGGAUCGUGAUCGCACAGCUGCAGCACAUAGUUUGGGCGGAGUACCUUCCGAAAAUCGUUGGCCAUCGGUUUGCGUCGGCUUACAAGCUGCAUCCGUCGGGUGGCGAUCUGGGAUACACCUCCCACUACCGGCCGGAUGUGAAUCCUUCCGUUUCGAGUGAGUUUACGGUGGCGGCGUUCCGGUUUGGCCAUUCAACGGUGCCCUCUAAGCUGGACUUGAAGGGCCGUUCGGUGGAAACUUGGCACACCUUUCUGGAUCCAACGCGGUUCCGUGAGCGCACCUUCUACGAUGAACUGUUCCACUCGAUGCAACGCCAACCGAUGCAAGCCGUGGACGAUCGGUUUUCGACAAGCGUGACACGGUUUCUGGACGUGGUCCCUGGUACCAGCCACGGGAAGGAUCUCGCUUCCAUUAACAUCCAGCGUGGUCGGGAUCAUGCGCUACGACCGUACAACGAUUACCGUCGACUGACCGGUCGCCCAGCGUUGCAUGAUUUUGCCGAGUUUGGCCCGAAUCAUGGCCCAACGUUGGCCUCACUGUAUGCCAGCGUCGACGAUGUGGAUCUGUACGUGGGCGCCAUACUGGAACCACCGAUCGAAGGUGGUGUGGUCGGUGAAACGUUCGCUGAAAUUAUUAGCGAUCAAUUUGCCCGGUUCCAGCACGGUGACCGGUAUUUCUAUAGUAACGGUCCGGAUACGAAUCCGGGUCACUUUACGCAGGCACAGCUACGGGAAAUACAGCGUACCACGGUGGCGUCACUGAUAUGUGCGAACGCAGGUGAGACGCACCGGAUGUACGUGCUGCCGGAUGCGUUCAGUGUGCCGGACGAUGGUAACCGACCGGUUGUGUGCAGUUCACCGGAUAUGCCACGCUUGGACUUGAGUUGGUGGAAAGAUUAAAUAACAUUCCCA